Rotaria socialis is the source of this 867-nucleotide messenger RNA. The record is from the annotation of a GenBank genome assembly. Lineage: Eukaryota; Metazoa; Rotifera; Eurotatoria; Philodinida; Philodinidae.
AUGCAACGUCUAAAUCCUCGUGAAAUUGGUAAAGGCAAUUUUGGUACUGUCUAUCAUGCUUUAUACAAAGGUACUCGUGAUGUCGCAUUAAAAACAUUGAAUACACAAAAUGAAAGUGCAUCAGCAUCUUCAUUUAAUAAUGAUGAUGAAAGUAUACAUGAAUUACUUUCUGAAGCAAAUAUAAUGACGCAACUAAAACAUCCAAAUCUUUUACGUAUACUUGGUGUUACAUUUUUUGGAGAUAAAAAACAAUUGAGUUUAGUGACGGAAUUUAUGAGAAAUGGUUCAUUAUUAGAUUAUUUGAGAAAAUAUCGAGAAAUAUUUUUAAAAGCAGAUUCACGGAAUAUUACAACGAAAUUAAAUGAAUUUGGAAGACAAAUAUUUGAAGCUAUGCUAUAUUUAGAAGAAAGAAAUAUCAUACACCGAGAUUUAGCGGCAAGAAAUUGUUUAAUUGGCCAAGAUGAUUCACUUAAAGUUGGAGAUUUUGGUUUAACAACAUUAACUGAUUGUGGUUUAUACAAAGGUACAGAUCGUACUAUAUGUGCUCCACGUUGGACAUCACCUGAAGCGUUAUUUUCAUCGAAAUAUUCUUCUCGUUCAGAUGUCUGGAGUUAUGGCAUAACUCUUUGGGAAGUCUAUUCACUGGGUGAACGACCUUUUGGAAGUAUCAAUAAUUUUGCUGUCCAAGUUAUUUUAAAAAACUCUUCAGAAAAUCUUAGUCGUCAUCUUCCACAACCAAAACAGUUUGGCUCUAGUGAAAUAUAUACACAUAUUAUUCUUUCUUGUUUAAUAUUUGAUGUUGUAAAGCGCCCACGUUUUCGCGAUUUAAAAGAACGCAUUUCAAAUAUUCUUAUAGAAAAAGAUUAA